Molecule: messenger RNA, 2458 nt
Organism: Micropterus salmoides (largemouth bass)
Lineage: Eukaryota; Metazoa; Chordata; Actinopteri; Centrarchiformes; Centrarchidae
Gene: rab38b
Product: RAB38b, member of RAS oncogene family
Exons: 3
Coding region: 171-827 (218 amino acids)
Biological process (GO): vesicle-mediated transport
Cellular component (GO): Golgi apparatus; trans-Golgi network; vesicle
Molecular function (GO): GTPase activity; GTP binding
Source: RefSeq, a predicted model, not a curated record
UCACAAGUUCCCAAGCACAACCCCUGAGCAGAUCACACGCUUCCCCACAGGGAGGGAGGUUCCACAACCCAAUCCGAAGAGGGAGACACACGGGAUAAAGGGCUCCAGGCCUCAAACGCUCACUCAUACAAAGUUGUGAAAGCUGCUGCGUCUGAGAUCCGACAGGUGGAAUGACCAAUUACUCAGCAGAAUCCAACGGCAUGCAGACUAUCCGAAAGGAGCACCUGUACAAGGUCCUGGUUAUCGGAGACCUGGGGGUCGGGAAGACUUCCAUCAUCAGGCGCUACGUUCACCAGUCCUAUUCCACCAACUACCGGGCCACCAUCGGAGUGGACUUUGCCCUGAAGGUGUUGAACUGGGAUUCUGAGACUAUCCGGCUUCAACUGUGGGACAUUGCAGGUCAGGAACGUUUUGGAAACAUGACACGAGUGUACUACCGUGAAGCCAUGGGAGCCUUCAUAGUGUUCGAUGUGACAAGGCCCACGACCUUUGAGGCCGUCAUCAAGUGGAAAGAGGACCUGGACUCCAAACUAAUGCUGGCUGAUGGACAGAGCAUUGCUACUGUGCUGCUGGCUAACAAGUGUGACCAGGGGAGGGAGUUCAACAACAAUAGCAUCAAAAUGGACCAGUUCUGCAAAGACCAUGGCUUUGUCGGGUGGUUUGAGACCUCCGCUAAGGACAAUCUCAACAUCGCUGAAGCUGCAAACUUGCUAGUCAAGCACAUCAUGGCCACAGAGAACGACAUCCUGAAAUCUGUGGUCCCAGACACCAUCUCACCUCACCUCGACUCCAACAGGCAGAUGAGCUGCUCUGGCUGCUUCAAAUAAUGAAAGGAGGGAGGCAAGAUAGAACAGAGUUGAGACACAAUAGGACUUAGAGGGACAGUCACACCACACGACCUUUCAAUGAAAUCUAAAUACCUGCGAUACAGUUAGGCCUCUGGUCCAAACCAGAGUAGAAGAUUUUAUUUUGCUGCCUGUUUGUGUUCUCAGUGACCAGUUCUGAGCCAACCUGAGCUUGCAAACUAAAAUGACAUGGACUCAGAAGUUACAAAUGUAUUUUAUGUAAAGUUCUUGGCAGACAAACAAGAAUAACACCCUUGUCUAUGCUCUCUGGAAUGAUUAUUUAAAGUAUCAAAAUGCCAACCUUGCCUUUUGGUGCUGCUCAUUCUAGCUGGUCAAGAUUAGGUUCUCAUCUAACACCUGGAAAAGGAAAGGCAACUGGCACUCACCUGCCUGACCAAAGUGAACAAAAGGAAUAAAUGUUCCCAACAUGCUUGGUGCAGUAAUGACAGAAAGAUAAUUCAAAUUAUAUAUAUUCUUCACCAUUUUAAGCAAGUAUGGUUGUGUUGCUGUUCACUGUGAAGGUAAACCAGUGUCAAAAUCAUUUGUAGACAAAUGCGAAGCAAUCCACAUAUGCACUGUGAUCAGCAAACACAGAUUUGACACUUGAAUGCUGAGCAUUGCACAUAGUUUAUAUACGUAUGUUGAAACAGUGGUUUGAAAGGGUUAGAUUUGAAAGUUAGACUGUGUUGGUUUGCAAAUAGUGAAGAAUGCUUUUGUAGAACUUUUAAUUUGAAAAACAGCGACAAAGUAUUGUCAAAAUUCAGAAGACAUGCAAAACAAUCAACAAAUAAAAUAUGACCCAUAUGCGCAUUUUGCGUUCAUUCAAAUUCUGGUUUUCAGGUAUAAGUCACUGAUUUCUAGUUGUGGAUCAUGAUGUGGUUGUUUGUGGAUUUUUAAUCUAUUUGUGGAUCAUGUUUUAUAUUUGUGUAUCAUGACGAGUUUGUAGAUUAUGAAUCUAUUUGUGGAUCGUGUUUUAUAUUUGUGGAUCAUGAUGUGUUUGUUUGUGGAUAAGUUUAUGACUCAUAGUCUGUACAUUUACAAUGAUGUUGAGAUAGAUUUACCCCCACAGUUCUCACUCUAUGUACCUUCGUCUCCACAUACACUUGGGGAUAAAAACAAUGUGGGAGACAUGCAGGCUUCCUUUACAGUUAGUCUGCAAGAGCCAAAGAAAGCAGUAUUGACCACUUUCAGUGGAUCCCAGACUUGCUAUUGUGAAUUUUGCACAUACAUUGCUUUUUUGUUCUGAUUUUUAUUUAUUUACAAUAUGCUUUUAUGAGUGUACUGCUGGUAAAUGUAUGAUGCUAUUCUGCUUAAAAUAUUUCCUACAACUGACCCUUGUGUAAGCCUUAUUUAAUUAGGCAAAAAGUAACAAUUCAUAUUCAUAGCAACCACUUGGUCGGGGCGAGUAGCUGCAAAGAAAGGAAGAGUUAAACACAAUCAUCCCAGAGCUUGCCUAAUGUUUGUCCUGCUGCUGGGCAGCUCCAGGUGACUAGUUCUGGUUUCCUGUUAGUAAUUAAAGGCUUGUCAGACAUGUUUUUUUUGUUAAUGGAAGAAAUGCUUGUCCUGUCUAAACUUUGCUGUGAUAAUUAAAAUACUGGGCUGCAACAUCUGAA